AAAGCUAGCCUCAGCUUGCGCUUCCUGCCCGCUUCUCGCCUGCGGCCCAAGUGUUCACAGGUGAAGAGAUGGCAUUUGUGAAGAGUGGAUGGUUGCUGCGACAGAGUACUAUUUUGAAGCGCUGGAAGAAGAAUUGGUUUGACCUGUGGUCAGAUGGUCACCUGAUCUAUUAUGAUGACCAAACUCGGCAGAGUAUUGAGGAUAAGGUCCAUAUGCCGGUAGAUUGCAUCAAUAUCCGCACAGGGCAUGAGUGUCGGGAUAUUCAGCCUCCAGAUGGGAAGCCAAAAGACUGUCUGCUGCAGAUUGUUUGCCGAGAUGGGAAAACUAUCAGUCUUUGUGCAGAAAGCACAGAUGAUUGUUUGGCCUGGAAAUUUGCACUGGAAGAUUCUAGAACAAACACAGCUUAUGUUGGCUCACCAGUCCUUUCCGAGGAGACAGUUGUGGCUGCUUCACCCCCUCCAUACACAGCCUAUGCUGCACCAACUCCUGAGCAGGUAUAUGGCUAUGGUCCGUACGGUGGUGCAUACCCAGCAGGAACUCAGGUUGUCUAUGCUGCCAAUGGCCAGGCGUAUGCUGUGCCCUACCAGUACCCAUAUGCAGGACUUUAUGGACAACAGCCUGCCAACCAAGUCAUCAUUCGUGAACGGUAUCAUGACAAUGACAGUGACCUGGCACUAGGCAUGUUGGCUGGAGCGGCCACAGGCAUGGCCUUAGGGUCUCUGUUUUGGGUUUUCUAGAAUCUUCAAGAUCUUAAUGUGCAUAGCUGCUGAUAAUCCUGUGUGCAAUAAUAUGAUUUGCAGGGCAUUUCUGUUUGUGACAAAUGUUUUUAAUAAUAGUUUUAAUAGUUCUUUUAGAAGUAGUGACCUAAUAAUUGUAACUAAUCUGCAUAAGAACCACAGAGAAAGGUUUGAACUGUGUUGGUUAAACACACUGGGGGCUCUGGCUCAUACUCGGACUGUCCUUAUGGAACUCUUGGAAUAAUUAUUUGAAUAUACCUGUCAUGAAAGGCAUUUUCUUUACACAGGUGUAGUGCUGAAGGGAUAAUUUAUUUUCAUGUUGUACAAUAAUAUAGUGAUGAAUGAGUGAGUGGUUGUGGCAAGGAAAACUGCAGCUUCUUUUGGUUUAACCUCAAACUUUGAAACCUCAGACCAGACUGGU
Ictidomys tridecemlineatus (thirteen-lined ground squirrel) is the source of this 1158-nucleotide messenger RNA. Its product is annotated as pleckstrin homology domain-containing family B member 2. NCBI's taxonomy places the organism in Eukaryota, Metazoa, Chordata, Mammalia, Rodentia, Sciuridae. Gene Ontology annotation, cellular component: membrane. The record is from RefSeq and is a predicted model, not a curated record. Gene Ontology annotation, biological process: regulation of cell differentiation.